UUAGCCCUCUGUCGCAGCACCGUCUGCGCCUCCGCAGACCACCGUCUCCCCUCCUUCCCCACCGCGACUACCGACGCGUCGAGCCAUUCGCUCAGCCUGUUGUAGCGAGCAGCUUGCGACUCGCGAGGACAUUGUGUCCUCUCUUCUGGACUUUAGCAUGCUCCAGGCUCGUCAGGAGCGACUCACCCUCCAUGUCGCUGUCAUGCGUCGCCUUCUCACCAUCCUCUUUGACCCUGAUAGCACCCUCCCGAUCAUCCCCGUACGACUGGGGACCUCCACGAGCGUGUACUCAGCGUUGUGGGAUUCCGGUUCUCAGGGCGACUUCAUUCACCCACGCGUGGUGAAAGAAGCCCGCUUACCUACGACCGGGUCUCCAACUCCCAUCUCCAUCACCUUAGGGGAUGACAAGACCCAGCGCUUCUUCGAUCAGACGGUCACCGACCUCCCUUUCUUCCUCACUCUCGAGCCGACUGAUCGUUCCCCGGCGUCUCGUCGCCACCGCUCCUCUGCAUAUAUUGAUGUGAUGGAGACGGGGUACGACUUCAUUCUCGGCACUCCGUGGUCUCGUCGGUUCCGCAGCACCGAGGCCGAUUGGGCGACCAACACUCUCGUUCUCAAAACUAAGUGUGGACAGACGUAUCGUGUACCUUUCAUAGGUACCACUGCGACACCACGCCCCGAUCCUCCUCCCCCGGAGCCUUUCGUGCCCAUACCAUCUCCUUCUAUCACUGUCAUUUCGCCUCGACAGUUCGCCCACUUCAUCCGACAGGACGACGUCACCUUCUUUAAGGUGAACGUGACGGAUCUCUUACACUAUGAUCCACCCUGUCCCGACGUCGAGCUCAUCCCUCUACAGCCAGAUCCUCCUCCUAUCUCCAUGGCUCCCAUCUCUACUUUUGUCCCUCUGCCGUCCGUUGAGUCGACCCCGCCGUCGCGCGUUGACGCUGACGCUGAGGCACUCGCACGAUAUACGGCUGACCUGGAGCCCGCAGUUCGUGACCUCAUUGGAGAGUACCACGGCGUUUUCCCAUCGUCGUUCUCGUACGCUGGCAUCCCACCGAUGCACGACGUCGAGCACUCCAUCCAGCUUGUGCCUGACUAUCGUGUUCACCACCAGGCACGCUACAGACUCUCGAUCCCCGAGGCCACCAAACUCCAGCGUCAGCUUGAGGAGCUCCUGAGACUGGGUUUCAUUAAACCCAGCAACUCCCCGUGGGGUGCACCCGUCCUCUUUACUCGCAAAGCGGAUGGAACUCUUCGUCUCUACAUCGACUACCGCGGUCUCACCCGCUACACGGCAACCGCUUCUUUACGAAGAUUAAUCUUCGUAGCGGUUAACCAUCAGAUCCGCAUCACUGCAGCCGACCAGCCGAAGACCGCGUUCCGAUCGCGCUUCGGCCACUACGAGUUUACGGUGAUGCCAUUCGGCCUCACCAACGCACCCGUUGCCUUCCAGAGGGUGAUGAACAACAUCUUCAGGGACAUCCUGGAGCAGUACGUUCUCGUCUACCUCCACGAUAUCCUGGUCUAUAGCCGUACCCUUGAGGAGCACCUCAGACACCUCCGCGACGUCCUUGACCGCUUGCGCAGACAUGGCUUUUACGCCAAGCUGAGCAAGUGCCGCUUUGCCCAGCACAAAGUGGAUUUCUUAGGACACUACGUGUCUGACCAGGGUCUCCACAUGGACGACGCGAAGAUCACUGCUACUGCGGAGUGGCCUGCUCCCACAUCCGCCAAGCAGCUUCACAGCUUCCUAGGCCUGACCAGCUAUUAUAGUAACUUCAUCCAGGGAUACGCUAGGUAUUCCUACGUCCUUACCUCCACCCUACUCCGGAAGAACCCACCCUGGGCUUGGACACCCCUCCACGAGGGCGCCUUUCGCGCCCUCAAGAAGGCGGUGACAUGCGCACCGGUUCUUCACCUACCCGAUUUUGAUCGGCCUUUUAUACUUACCACCGAUGCAUCAGACUUUGUUGUAGGAGCAGUGCUUUUUUAGGUCUUCCCCUCCUCUCCUGAUUCCUCUCAUCCUCAUAUCCCUCGCUUCCCACCACCUACUCCUACCACUGCUUCCCGACUGACGCCUACUCGUCCAGCUACUGACGAGCCUUCCAUUGACUAUUCCCCUACCAUCACCGAGGACGGCACUGUCGAGUCUCACUCAGGUGAUUGUCCGAUAGCCUUCUACUCCCGUCAGCUUCUACCCGCCGAGAUAAACUACACCGCUGAUG
Chara braunii is the source of this 2228-nucleotide messenger RNA. NCBI's taxonomy places the organism in Eukaryota, Viridiplantae, Streptophyta, Charophyceae, Charales, Characeae. The record is from the annotation of a GenBank genome assembly.